Messenger RNA from Musa acuminata AAA Group (dessert banana), 1232 nucleotides. RefSeq lists its product as uncharacterized. The transcript is spliced from 3 exons. Lineage: Eukaryota; Viridiplantae; Streptophyta; Magnoliopsida; Zingiberales; Musaceae. The record is from RefSeq and is a predicted model, not a curated record. Gene Ontology annotation, molecular function: protein binding. The coding region runs from base 20 to 514 and encodes 164 amino acids.
ACAGACGAGCGUCGACCUAAUGGUUGAGUCCCCAUCGAAGCUUCAUUUCGUGCGGGUCUCCUUCUGCCUCGUCUUCGGUGGAGACGCCUCGGGGUGCAGCAGGAGGGCCGAAGUCGUCCUGAAUGAGCUCGCGAUGAGGCCGUCGGAUUCCAGACGCGAAGGGCAAGACGAGGCCUGCGGCGGCGGAGGGGAGGGCGGGAGGGAAGGAUCCGCCACGCCGCCGGCCUUGCGAGCUCCUGGCCAUUUGAUCGCUCGGGUCUUCUCACAGCUCGAUUGCGUAGAUCUCCUCAACUGCGCCCUCGUCUGCAAACAAUGGUAUAGGGAUUCGGCAGAGCUAAGGGAAGGUUGGAAGAAUGAAUACUUUGAGGCAUGGAAUCUGUAUGGGCUGUGCAUUAAAAGAGAGACGCAUCCACCAUCGUCCAAUUGCUCCAUAAGAGAAUCACCAUUGGAUGUGCAUCAAGAUGCUAGUCUGCUAUCCUUAUCCAUGAGGUGUUGCUUACAUGUAAAUAUCUGAUAUAGAUAUCCAAGUCUACUAUUUUUCCAAGUGCAUGUAAGCACUUAAAAGGCCUCACAACCAUCACCUGGGGUUCCACUGUUUAGUUUUGAUCUAAAUAUUCGACUUUGAUAUCUUUAUGGAUGACUGUUUAGAAUCUUAAAUUCUGCUGCAUAUCUAUAUCAAAGAACCGGUUGGUAAAAAAAAUGAAUGUCUUGGUAGAAUAUAUAAUUUCUUGAAAUUUAGAUUUAUUAAUUUUUAGGAGUUCUAAGAAAAAGAAAAUGGAAGAACCGUCGGAGAGAUGUUAGUCUAUCCAUGCAUAAUUUCAUGGAAUGUAGGUAGUGGUUAUGAUCGAUUCGAUAGAAAAAAAAAAAAAUAGUGUGUAACAUAGAAAUCAGACUUAGAAAGGGUGGACAAUUAGCUAGAGGUAGAUUUCAAACUGAAACUGGAUCUUGGAUCUAAAUGGUUUGGUUUAUGGUUUUUGUGAAUUGGAACCCAUGGUUCAUAAUUAUAUAUAUAUAUAUAUAUAUAUAUAUAUAUAUAUAUAUAUGAUUUUUUAAUUAUUUAAAAUAAAAAAUAAAAACCCUUCAAAUCGAAACUGGCUCUAAAAAUUUGAUUCAAAAUAGUCUAAUGCAUAAAAAUUUUAUGCAGUAGACUAUUUCGAAUCAAAUUUUAUCCAGUUUGCUAUCUUUAAGUCUAUGCUGAUGAUGAUUCCUCGAAACCUGAUGUGAUUUUGAUG